Molecule: messenger RNA, 4577 nt
Organism: Nasonia vitripennis (jewel wasp)
Lineage: Eukaryota; Metazoa; Arthropoda; Insecta; Hymenoptera; Pteromalidae
Exons: 17
Coding region: 94-4440 (1448 amino acids)
Biological process (GO): lipid transport
Molecular function (GO): lipid carrier activity
Source: RefSeq, a predicted model, not a curated record
AUGCAGAUGAUCUCACCGCAUGAACGUACUGCAAGCAGCUACUCACUGUAGAGUACUCGCAGUCUCGCAGUAAAGCAGUUCUGAUUCAGUACGAUGGGUGACAGAAUUAAUUUCUUUGUUGCAUUGGCGUUUCUUGUUGUUAACAAUUUACUUUUCGCGCCAACAACAUUGGCAUUCGAUAGAAAUCUUCGGAUUUAUGAAUAUACAGCAGAAGUCAGAGUCGGAAUAGAAGAACCAACAACCUAUGUUUCCAAAUUCUUAAUAAAUGGAUUUCUCAAAAUACAAGAAAAGUCAAUCGAUGAGCAAGACAGAAAUACUUACGUGAUUUUAUUGUCCGAUUUAAAACACGACGCUUAUUAUGGACAAGAAACUUUUGAAGCACGAAACUUGCAGCCCAUAAUAAAGAAGUUGGAUGGAUUGCAAAAUCCCUUUUUAGCUAUAUACAAAACAGAUGGCAGGUUGGAAGCUAUCGAGACUUAUCCAAAUGAAACAAAUGAGAUUAAAAAUAUAAAGAAAUCUAUAGCAUCAGGAUUACAAUCCAAUUGGAAGACGACUUUAGACCUAGUAGGAAAAGCUACAGAAGAUGGAGUGAUUUUAAAAGAGAAAACCAUCCAUGGUAUCUGUGAUGUCAAAAAUUUCGCAAAGAAUUCGCUUCAGAAUAUGCUUCAAUCAGAAAAGUCGUAUAUUACUCUUACGAAGACAUAUAAACCCAAUGACUGUAGCAACUUUACAAAUGACAUUCGUGGCUACGAUGCAUAUUACAAAGAUUAUACACAGAAUAUAAAGAAUCAAAUGAAUACGAAUAUGCGCUGCAUGUAUGAAUUGGGCCUUGAGUCAAGUAAACCCGUUCUUAGGGACCUGCUAUGUGUUGAAAAUUACGUAUGGGAUAUGAAUCCAGAAAUGUUAAAUGAAGAUUCACCUGGGCCUAAAACUACGCAGUCGACCUUUGUGCAAAUGAAACAAACCAUGAUUUAUAAAAACACUACAGUCUCAGAUACAGUCAUAUGCUUUGAUAAUAAAAAUAACACGGAGAAUGUAGACGUCGAGAAAAAUCAAGAAAAUGAAAAUAAUGCAGCGAAUGCAGAUGGUAAAACAAAUCUUGAAAAAAUAAAGGAGCUCUUCAGUAUGGUUAGUGAUUAUAUGAAAGAAAAUCGACUGGUACAGCACACACCUGAUGUUGUGAAUCAACAACUUCUAAACAGAAUACAGUCGGCUCUAGACGAAUUAAAUCUCGAAAAUCUUGAGAAAUUAUACAACGAAAUAGAGAAUAUUAAUUCGCCAGAAAUGGAAGAAUUGAGGUCCAUUUUUAUUCAAAUGAUUCCUUACGUGGGUACAAAAUCUAGUUCAAUAUUUCUUCGAGAUGUGAUCUUAAAGAAGAAGAUUUCCGAAAAAUUAUCUGUUAAAAUAUUAAAAACUUUGCCGUCAUUUAUUCGCCAACCGACAAAAGAAUUACUGCUCGAUUUAGAAGAAUUAAUUUUAAUAAACAAUGGAUUACCAUCUUCCGUUAAAAAGAGCAGCAUACUAAGCUACGCUUAUCUAAUAAGCAGAGUUUAUAAAGAUUCGAGUGUACCGGAUGACGUUAUGAUGGAAAAAUAUUUGAAACACUUUAGCAAUGCAUUAGAAUUUUCAGAAACGACAGAUAUGAAGCUCGUUUACCUACACGCCCUUGGUAACACUCGUAGUCACGAAGCCAUCAAGUUCCUUGUACCAAUCCUUCUACGUCGAAACAGUUCAACGGAAGACCCAUUGGUAACUAAUCGACUUCGUCUGGCUGCUAUUCACUCUUUGUCGCGUAUCAUCGACGCGGAUGACGAGUCGACGAUUCAGAGCUUGAAAUAUAUUCUCCUCGAAGACAAAGAGCCCCGGAGCUUGCGCCUCGCGGCCUACGACGUCCUUUUUAACGUUCUCCAAUUGGAUUCUGAUGAGCUGGAUCAACUCGAUGUUGGAUUGUCGUUGCUCGAGGAUGAGCACAUCCACAACUACCAUCGAUCCAACAUACAAAAUCUUGAACUGCUGGACGCUUUGCCGAAAGAAAUGAAUAAUAUCGCCGCUCGGAUCAAGUAUGCUGCCGUGUCGCCGACAAUGUCGAGGAGCACAAUUAUACAGUUGAACAACAAACUAAAACAGAUGGUUGUCAGCUUUCUCCAAGUUUUCAUGAUCUCACCGAGGUUUGGAUCGAACAGCAACAUCCGACUGUCUAAUGUGCUUGAGAACGGCUUUGCUGCAGCUCUUAAAUACGAGGUUCUAGAAAGCGCAGGAAACAAGAUAGAUGUUUCUCAGGGAAUCUAUUGGUACACUAAUGCUGAAAUGACGAUGUUAGAACAAGCUAAAUCAAAAUACACUGAUGUAUCGUUUGAUGUGUGGCUGAAAUCGGAAAAUUGGAUUAGUAAUGUGUAUUCUUUCACUAUAUCAAAAGAUAUUGAGAAAAGAUCAUCUGAUUUGUUGUCGAAAUUCUGCGAUUACAUAAAAGCAAUUAGCGAUGAGCCACAUUUUGAAUACCAAACAUUUACGAGUUUUUCCAUACCUACCGUUUUAGGAAUGGAUGCUAUUUUUGAACACAAAAUUCCUUCUCUUAGGAAAAUAAAAAUUGAUGACGAUACAGAAAUAUUAGAUCAUACGAUCGAUGUUACUUCCACUAUAACUUAUACCAGUUGGGAAGAUGGAUAUAUUGGCGCUUCAGUUUAUAAUGUUUAUAAUGAACUAAUGCAUUCAGUUAGAAGAACUAAAUUGUUCAAUGUCUUUAUACCAACAAAAGUAUCCGCGAUAUAUGAUGCUUAUAAUAAUACGUGGAAUAUCAUCUAUGCUGUAAUUGUAGAUGAAGAUCAGAACUCUCCUAAAAAUCAUCGUGGUGGUUCAAUGUAUACGGCCGUAAGCGUGAUGAUUAAUAACAAGAAAGACCUCAUUGCUGAAGACUGUGGCGGUACGUGUGGAUACCAGUUGGCGAGAACCUCGAUUGAUUUACAAAAAUUAACUAAUAAAGUUGAACAGAAAACAUUUGAUUUCUUUGGAUUAACUACCACAAGUAUUGUAUACGACUGCGACUUCUAUGAAAAUGCUGAUCAAAGGUUACUACGUGGACUUUUUGGUAUAGAUGACUCAAUGAAAAGGAACAUUAAUAAUUGUGGAAUCAUAUAUAAAAUAAGUCCAGAUAUGAAAAAAACAAUAUCACAGAUUGAGAUGAAAAUAAGCAACAAUCUACGAAUACUACAGUCACCUGAAGAACCUUGGUUUUUCUUACCAGGAUUCAAAUUUGAUAUAAAAUUGUCUUUAGCAGCUAGAAGGACCCUCGAUAAUUCUGCUAGCAAUCUUGGUAUGCUUAAUAUUAAUGCUGAUACUACUCAAGGACACAUUUCAAGCAACCUAAAGAUCAAAUUCUCCAAAAAGCACGAUGAACGGAAAAACUUAGUUUUUUGCUUUGAUAUGCAGAAAAAUUAUCCCAACGUCUCAGAUACUCAUUUGCCAUUUGAAGUGACGCUUUUAUAUACAAAUACAGAUCUACGCGCAACCUUUGGAUAUUCGACAGAUGACUCGUGUUCAGAUAGCGCUUUGUCUAUUGAUAGCAAUUUAAUUGGUAAAAUGUCGGAAAAUCAUUUGGAUGCAUUAGCAAAACAUGCUCACAACAGUCGCUGUGCGCAUCAAAAAGCAACGCCAUUAUUUGCUCAUCCUGCUGGAUCUUUUCCAUUGACUUGGGACUGUAUACAUGAAUCAAUAGUAAAUACUACGUUAAGACACUAUACUCUAAACUUUAAUCACAAAGGUAUACCUAUGAUGCUUCUGCUCGUUACGAAUUCCAUCUUGGAAAAAGUGAAAAAUGACUGGCCCGGAAUCAAUAUUAAAUUAGUUUCUCCGAUAAGCAGAGCGUUGGUUGAUACGAUGACAUACGAGAUUGACUAUCCAAUAACUCAGCGUUCCUUGCACAACUUCUCUUUCUUUGAAACGCCAACGGAUAACGUAUUCUAUUCUAAAACAUUCAUCCAUAAAUUUAUGAAUGACUCUAUUAAGGUAACAAACGUAUUUCCGAAAAUGAUACUUUUUGAUAAAAAUAAAGUUAUAAGCAAUGCUAACUUGACAAGCUGGAAAAGAAUUUAUGCAGAUAAAGUAAGCAGUAGUUACAGUAUUCAUGUUAAAUUAGUAGAUGAGGAUAAACUUUCUGUUAGAUUUGAUUUUAAAAGUCACGAAUUAAUUGUCGAACCAACAAAAACAUUCUCUACAAAUACAGAAGGGUCAUUAAAUGAUCUUGCCCCUGCUCUCUCCGUAUACUUUGAUAAAAAAUCUCUUGAUUUGAGCGAGAGAAUGUUUCUAACUAGCGAAGGUGGAUCAUACGAGGAUCAUGUAUUUAGAUUAUUAAAAGUUGAUAAUUACAUCAUGAUUGAACCAAAUAAUAUGCAGAUUUCUGUUUAUUACAGUGUGAACAGCGUAACUAUCCUUCGGGAAGAAUAAUUUUUUAUUUUUGUGUAACUCAUAAUUAUUUUAACUCCGUAUUAUAAUCCUUUAGCUAUUAAAAUAUAUUUUGUAUUUGCAUCAUCUGUAUGUGAAUUUAUUUUUAUUAAUAAAAUGUAACAUAUUAGUUCUUAUGA